Sciurus carolinensis (gray squirrel) is the source of this 4773-nucleotide messenger RNA. RefSeq names its product leucine rich repeat containing 9 (gene Lrrc9). Lineage: Eukaryota; Metazoa; Chordata; Mammalia; Rodentia; Sciuridae. The record is from RefSeq and is a predicted model, not a curated record. Gene Ontology annotation, molecular function: protein binding.
UACACACCAAGCCCGGGGCCAGAGACGGUGUCGCGUCUGCUACUACAAGAGAGGAAUUGAGCAGUCGAAGUCGCUCCAACCCGUCUCGGAUUGCCCCAGAAUCCCUCCUCUUUCUGGGAUAAGAUAUAUUAUUAUGACCAUUAUUUUUAAUGGAAGAUGAUUGAAAGUGAAAAUCUACAUCAAGAAGAAAUAAUUAAAGAACUGUGUUUGUGCAAUGGUUUAUCUUAUGAGAUGGUUGGAAAAGAAGGAUCAAAUGCUUCGAAACUAGAGAUGUUUUUCUCAGGGUAUCCCCAUAUAGUUGGAUUAUCAUUAUUUCCUAAUUUAACAAGUCUUACAAUUGUUGCUCAAGAUAUAAAAGAAAUUUCAGGAUUAGAGACUUGUUUACAGCUUAAAGAACUUUGGAUUGCUGAGUGCUGCAUCGAGAAAAUUGGAGGUCUUCAAGAAUGUAGAAAUUUGGAAAGAUUGUAUUUAUAUUAUAAUAAAAUUUCUAAAAUAGAAAAUCUAGAAAAAUUAAUCAAAUUGCAAGUCCUUUGGCUGAACCACAACAUGAUUAAAAAUAUCGAGGGCUUACAAACUUUGAAGAAUUUAAGUGACCUCAACCUUGCAGGAAAUCUAAUAAGCAUCAUUGGUCGGUGUCUUGACAUCAAUGAACAACUGGAGAAGUUAAACCUUUCUGGUAACCAAAUAUAUUCUUUCAAGGACCUCACUAACUUAACCAGGCUGCCUCACUUGAAGGAUUUGUGUCUGAAUGAUCCUCAAUAUAAAACCAACCCUGUUUGUCUGCUGUGUAAUUAUUCCACACACGUAUUGUAUCACUUGCCUUGCCUUGAAAGACUUGACACGUUUGAUGUGUCAGCCAAACAAAUCAAGGAACUGGCAGAUACCACAGCAAUGAAAAAAAUAAUGUAUUAUAAUAUGCGUAUAAAAACUGUUCAGAGGCAUCUUAAUGAAGACCUUGAAAAACUGAAUGAUAGAAAAUGCAAAUUAGAGAAGUUGCCAGAAGAACGAAUAAAAUUAUUCAGCUUUGUGAAAAAAAAUUUGGAACGGGAACUGGCUGAACUCAAGGGAACUGGCAAAGGGCACGGUGAUAGAACCAAUAACAACAAAGUAACUGAGGUUGAUAAACCAAAAAAUUGUGAAACUGUCACAGAAGACCCAAGUCUUCAACAGAAGAUACUGACCAAACUAAAUGCCUUGAAUGAAAGGGUAACAUUCUGGAACAAAAAACUAGAUGAAAUUGAAGCAAUUUAUCGCAUUGAAGUAAAACAAAAGAAGAAAAGUCAUGGCUUAUUGAUACCAUUUUUGCUAAUUGAGUUGGAGACUGUGGGAAACAUCCAUUUUGAAGAAGGCACUCGAUCUGAUGACUGGUUUAAUUCCUGCUAUGAAUUAAUUCUAUCACGUUUCUGUACAUGGGACUUCAGAACAUAUGGUGUUACAGGAGUAAAAGUAAAACGUGUCAUUAAAGUUAACAACCGUAUUCUGAGACUAAAAUUCGAAGAGAAAUUUCAGAAGUUUUUGGAUCACGAAAGCAUGCAUGAUGCAGAGAGCUAUCGCAAGAUGUUGGAGUGCCUUUUUUAUGUUUUUGAUCCUGAAGUUAUGGUGAAGAAAAAGCAUCUGCUACAAAUACUUGAAAAAGGAUUCAAAGAGAGCGAAACAAGCAAGCUGCCUCUCAGAAAAGAAGCUGUUAUUCUUGCUAACAGCCUAAGUUUGUGUGAGUGUCCUCGAAUUGAGUUUCUACAGCAAAAGUACAAGGAUGAGAAGAAAAACUCUCUUGAGCAUGAGCUCUUCAGACAUGGCAUCCUCCUCAUUACAAAGGUUUUUCUUGGCCAGAGUGUUCAGGCUCGGGAACAAGAAUCUAUCAAUCAAGCCAACUAUCCAAUGGUUAAUUCAGUGUUCAUUCCUCAGAAGUAUUUACUAAAUUCGAUCAUGGGACAAAGAAAUUGUGAUUGUGGCUUUCGGCAGUGCAAGUGGUUUGUCUUUGAUCAUGACCUUGUCUUGCCAGAAUACAUCGUUGAGUUUGAGUAUAUUACAGUGGUCAAGGCUCACUCUUUAUUUUCUUCAUUCAACAAUGUUAUUCUAGAAGAAAGCAAAAAAUUUUCAGAAGGAUCAAUAUUAUCCCAAGAUUUGAAAGUUGAUGAUGAUGUUAUGAAAAUGGAACCCAGGAUUAAGCCCCAAGCAAAACUUAGUUUGGAUGAUAAAACAAUACUUUCCCUUGCCAAGACUAACAUUUACAGUCAUAUUGUGAGUCUGAAUCUACAUGGAAACAGCUUGAGUAAAUUGAGAGAUCUCUCUAAAUUAACAGGACUUCGAAAACUGAAUAUUAGCUUUAAUGAAUUUACUUGUUUAGAUGAUGUAUACCACUUGUAUAACCUUGAAUAUUUGGAUGCAAGUCACAACCAUGUGAUAACUCUUGAAGGAUUUAGAGGUCUGAUGAAACUAAAGCACUUAGACUUGAGCUGGAAUCAACUGAAAAAAUCUGGCGAUGAAAUAAAUGUGUUAUGUAAACAAACUACAAGCCUUCUCACUCUUAACAUUCAACAUAAUCCAUGGCAAAAGCCAGCCACAUUGAGGCUGAGUGUCAUUGGCAGAUUAAAGACUCUUACACAUUUAGAUGGGCAAAUCAUUUCUGAAGAAGAAACAACAGCAGCUAUGAAAUUUAUUACUGGAACAAAAAUUACUCAGUUAUCUAUCUUAAGGCAUUCUAGUACUAAAGAGGAGAGACCACGGAUACUUAGCAUAUGGCCUUCUGCCAAAAUUCUGACACAGAUUUCAAAGUUCGGACCACAUUUACAUAUGAGUGGAAACUGGUACUUGAAGAUAACUGCCUUAAAUUUAGAUGGACAACAUCUCUUUGAAAUCACAAAUUUAGAAAAAUUGGAAAAUUUGAAAUGGGCAUCAUUCAGCAAUAAUAAUCUCACUAAAAUGGAAGGCUUAGAAUCCUGUAUUAACUUGGAAGAGCUCACCUUAGAUGGAAACUGCAUCUCAAAGAUAGAAGGCAUUUCUAAGCUAACUAAAUUAACUCGCCUCAGCAUAAAUAAUAAUCUUCUGACUGGUUUGGAAAAGCAUACUUUUGAUAACAUGCUUCAUCUUCACUCCCUUUCUCUUGAGAACAACAGAAUCACUUCAUUGGGUGGUUUACAAAAAACUUUUAGUUUAAUUGAAUUGUACAUAAGCAAUAACUAUAUUGCUGUCAAUCAGGAGAUCUACAAUUUAAAGGGUUUAUGCAACUUGGUCAUUCUCGACAUGUAUGGAAACAUUAUUGUAUGGAAUCAAGAAAACUACCGAUUAUUUGUAAUAUUUCAUCUUCCAGAACUAAAAGCUUUGGAUGGAAUCUCAAUUGAACCACCAGAGACUGAAAGUGCAAAAGAUUUGUUUGGUGGAAGACUUACUUCUGACAUGAUUACAGAACGACAAGGACAUUCAAACUUUACCCAAAUGCAGGAAUUAAAUUGGACUUCAUCAUCCAUAAGAACUGUAGAUUUGAUUCCAGUUGACCAAUUUAGAAAUGUGUGUAAUGUGAACCUACAGAACAAUAAUCUUACCUCUUUCAGUGGACUAAUCUAUCUGCCUAAUGUGAAGGUCUUAUGCCUCAACUAUAAUCAUAUUGAAUCAAUCAUGCCUAGACUAAAGCCUCAGACUCACUUAACCAACAGACAACUACUUUACCAGAAAGUACCUUCAAGUGGUUAUGGACAACAAGGAACUUCAAAAAUAAACAGAGAUACAAUCAGCAGUGAAAAUUUACCUCCAAUAAUGCACAGUUUAGAGGUUCUUCAUUUGGGCUACAAUGGAAUUUGUAAUUUAAUCCAGUUACAACUUAAUAGACUAAGAAAUUUAAAAUUCCUCUUUCUACAGGGGAAUGAAAUCAGUCAAGUUGAAGGGCUGGACAACUUAGCAGUCCUUCAGGAGUUGGUGUUAGAUCAUAACCGCAUCAGAGCAUUUAAUGACAGUGCUUUUGCCAAACCAAGUUCUCUGUUGGCACUCCAUUUGGAGGAAAAUCGACUACGAGAGCUAAGCAGAUUGCAACCUUUGGUAAAACUAGAGAAACUCUUCCUAGGAUAUAAUAAAAUUCAGGAUAUCACAGAACUGGAAAAACUUGAUGUUAUCUGUACUCUCAGGGAGCUUACAGUUUAUGGCAAUCCAAUUUGUAGGAAAAUGCUACAUCGUCAUGUGCUCAUAUUUCGACUGCCUAACUUGCAGAUGUUAGAUGGAAUUCCUGUAAAUUCAGAUGAUAGAGUAAAAGCUGAAUUUCACUUCUCUGAACUACAAGCAAAGAAAAAUUCGUUUAUUCCAGUUACCAACUCUCCUAUGGAUGGUGGAUCAUUCUACUCAAUGAAAGCAUCUCCCAUUAAAAUAACAAAUGUAAUUCUGCCUGGUGGAUUUAGCCAUUGCUUGGGACCUGACUUCACUUUAACUCCUGAAACUGAAGACAAAAAAGACAAGAAUACAGGGAUCCUGACAAGUAAUCCUCGAAGCAUCCAUGCAGAAAUAGCUUUUCGGCAACUUAGAGGGAUAAAUCUCUCUCCCACUCUUCUGUCACAUCAGAAUAUUACAUCUCCAACUGCACAAAUGUACCAGAGCAACCAAAAUGAGGGAAGAAUUCCUGGGAGCAACUUUUCAAGAUCAAACCGAAUGUAACUGCCUAAAACAAUGAGCAUAUGCCAGGAAACCUAUUUCUUUUAGGAGUUGUGCAAAAGGUAGCAGACAGUGGUCAGUGGAAAAAAAAAAAAGAAUAAGAGAAUCAUGUUACUUAUGUUACUGAAGCACUCAGUU